AUGGCAGAGAGUGCUGUGAACUUCUUAAUACAAUACUUGGGGCCUUUGCUGGUGAAUGAAGUGCAGUCGUUGAAGGGGGUCGGCAGAGAAGUCCGUGAACUCAUAAAUGAGUUUGAAAGCAUCAGAUCCGUCUUAAGGGAUGCUGAUGCAAGACAAGAUACCGAUGAAGGCCUCAAGACAUGGGUGAAACAAAUAAGAGAAGUGGCUUACAACAUUGAGGAUGUUCUCGACGAGUUCAUGGUCGGCCAAGCACAAGAGCAGCAGGGUGCUCGGAGAUGCAUCAAUUUUCUUCAUAAACUCAUCAAGCAGCCUAUGGUGCGCCAUAAGACUGCAUCAUCAAUACGAGAUAUCAAAACCCGAGUCCAUAGUGUUAAAGAAAGAAAAGAUGCUUACUCUCUGGAUAGUAUGGAGCAAACUUCAAGCUCCAAAAAAAUGAGUGAUCAAUGGUAUGAUCCUCGACUGAAAGCUCUUUUCAUUGAGGAAGUUGAUCUUGUGGGCAUCGAUGUACCAAGGCGUCAAUUGAUUGAAUGGUUGGUCGAUAAAGAUUCAAGACUUUUGACGAUUUCAGUGGUCGGGAUAGGUGGCAUUGGCAAGACCACUCUGGUAAAGAAAGUCUAUGAUAACCAACAGGUGAAGAAAUGUUUUGAAACAUAUGCUUGGAUCACUGUCUCACAAUCGUUCAAAGCGGAGGAACUGCUUCGAAGCAUGGUAAAGCAAUUCUUUGAGGAGAAGAAAGAUCCAUCUCCCCAAGCCGUAUGGAAUUUCAUACGCAAUGCAUUGCCCAAUAACGAAUAUGGUAGCAGGGUAAUCAUCACUACACGCAAAGGUGACGUCGCAUCAUCUUCUUGCAUUGGACCCUCCGAUCUCAUCUACAAUCUCAAACCUCUGCAUGCAACAGAGGCUUGGUCCCUCUUUUGCAAGAAGAGAAAUGGUCAAAAAGUUGAAGACAUACGUGUCAUUGAAAAGGCACUGCGAUCUCUCACAACCAAGUUUGAGCACGUGGUUGUGGUGAUCGAAGAAUCAAAGGACUUGGACAAACUGUUCAUUGAAGAACUGGGGGGAUUGUUGCAAGUGCAUGAGCAACGAAUGCAAAAGAAUGCUGGUUCAACACUUGAACAUGCCUUAGAGUCUAAGUUGACUCUAAAAGAACAAAAGAAUGAUCAUACACAACGAGGCGGACAUGGCACUAGCAAUCGUGCAAGAGGAAAUAGCCGACCGAUCUUUGAUGAAUUCAAGAAGGCCAUAUUUAAGGAGUUCGAGAUGACCGACGAAGGUCUCAUAUCCUUUUUUCUGGGCAUUGAAGUGAAGCAACAACAUGGCAGUAUCUACAUAUCUCAGAAGAAGAAGAACGGACAGAGGUUCUGCACGCAGGACGACUGGAUCCUGGAAUCAGGCUCUGAUCUGAGCUAUACAAACUUGAGGAUUGGGGAAUCCGACCCUCCCCAAGAUAUCCGGAAGAGGAAAAAGGAAACAGGGACGGAGUACUCUGCUGAUUUCGCACGCAGGUAA
Magnolia sinica is the source of this 1509-nucleotide messenger RNA. RefSeq names its product putative disease resistance protein At1g50180. Bases 1 to 1509 code for a protein of 502 amino acids. Gene Ontology annotation, molecular function: ADP binding. The transcript has 5 exons. The record is from RefSeq and is a predicted model, not a curated record. NCBI's taxonomy places the organism in Eukaryota, Viridiplantae, Streptophyta, Magnoliopsida, Magnoliales, Magnoliaceae.